AUGGAAACCGACGCAAGCAGUAACGCCACGGAUGAACCCGCGCAAAGCGCGGACUUAUUCGAAGAUGAAGGCGGCAUCGUUGAAAGCAGCAGUGUGGAAGGCGGUAACGUGGAACGUGGUAAUAGUGAACAUGGCAACGUCGAACGCAGCAACGUCGAGAGCUCCCAAAUGAAGAUGAAGGCUGCGAAGAGGAUGCCGUCCAAGAACAAGAAGAAGAAGAAGAGAGAAAUAAAGGACGCUGACUCGGAUGAAGAGCAGAACGCUCUGGAGGUGGGAAAAAAACGCAAGAGAAAAGCGAAUUCGAAGGCAGACCAACAACUGGAUGGGGACCUGGAUGAAAAAGAUGAAAAGUACCUAAACCAGGAGGACCCAGAAGGACACUCCUCGAAUGAGAAUAACCCAAACAAGAAGAAAAGGAAAUCAAAACUGAAGAAAAAAGGCGACGAAGAAGAAAUUAAUGAAAGGAAUGCCGAUUCUGCAGAGGACGAGUUUAACACGAAAGACAAUAUCUUUGGGGACGAAAACUCUUCUGAUGAGAGCCAGAGCAGCGGGGCGGCUCGCAAUGAUCAGGUUAGUGAUGGUGGUGAAGACAGCGCAAGUGGCGACGAUCACGACGAUGAUGAUGAAGAGGAUGAGGACGACGACGGCGAUACCAACAAAAACAUCGAAAGGAAAAAAAAAAAAAAAAAGAAAAAGAAAAAGCUGCGCCCCAGCAAGGAUAAAAGGACGGACGAAGACGGCAAAAGGAAAAAAGUCAAGUCAGCCUCGAAGAAGAGCAAAUUCAUAGAUAGCGUCGCGGAGGAAGGGGAGGAAGAGAGCGAAGACGACAGUGAGGAGUACGAAGAGGAAGACCUAAUCAUCGACGACAAUGACCAAGGGGAAAAAAAAAAAAAAAAAAAAAAUGCCCAGAGCAAUGGGAAGUUUUCCACUCUGAGUCUACUGGACGAUGAAGGAGAUUACGAAGACAUAAACGAUUCGGGUAAAUCUGAAAAAAAAAAAAAAUCCCAUUUUGAUGAAAUACUAGAAAAUUUAAAGAUGAAAAGAAAAAGAGUGCAUAAGAUUUCCGAAGAGGACGGUCUACAAUAUUGUGAAAAUGUUUUAAACCAAAUGAUUUUAAUGCAUGAACAAGAUGUAAAAAAUAUAAAAGAAAAAAAACCAGCAACAGCAAAGUUACAAAUAAUUGAUCAAGUGUGUAUGAUUCUAACCAAACCAAAAUGGAAACCUUUUUUUAUGAAAUUAAAUAUUUACCACGUCUUAGCAUUAUGGCUAAUGCCACUCUCGAAAAACGCACUUCCAAAUUUUACCAUACGAACGAAUUUAUUAAAGGUGAUACAACAGCUCCCCAUUACUAUUAAAUCCUUGAGGGGCAGCCAGCUAGGAAAAAUAAUGACCUACUUACACACACAUAAGGACGAAACUGAUGAGAACAAAAAACUGAUCAGGACCAUUAUGCAAAAUUGGAUGGGACCCAUCAUAGGCAUUAACACAAACUAUAAGCAAUUUUUAAAAGAAAGACAAAAACGAAUUUUAGAAAAUCCUGAAUAUCACAAAAAGGUACUCGAAAAAGCAAAAACUUUAAUUCCCGAUUCAAUUAGCAUUGAGAAGGAGGAAGAGCAAAAUGAAUUGAAGAGACAUGCUACCAUACCUUUCAACAGUGAAUGUUCCUUUUUGAUUAACGUGCCCUCCUCCGUGCCCAGCACUAGCAAGAAAAUUAUGCCCAAAAGUAAAAUUAAAAGGCUUACCGAUAAUAUGAAAAUGUUGAAGAGGGCUCGAAAGUCGCAGAAGGUUUCCAUUGAGGGCAAGGGCGUUGCCAUGUAG
Messenger RNA from Plasmodium fragile, 1818 nucleotides. RefSeq lists its product as uncharacterized. Gene Ontology annotation, biological process: poly(A)+ mRNA export from nucleus. Gene Ontology annotation, cellular component: nucleus. Bases 1 to 1818 code for a protein of 605 amino acids. Lineage: Eukaryota; Apicomplexa; Aconoidasida; Haemosporida; Plasmodiidae. The transcript has a single exon. The record is from RefSeq and is a predicted model, not a curated record.